AUGUCCGCCCCCCUCUCAGGAGUGUUCAGCAAAGCAUUAUCGGCAGCCUCAAAGGCUUACGAUCUCCCGACUGCUGACGACGCUACGCAGGAUCUCAUCAGGACCAGCCUCGCGGACCUUCAGAACGUCAAUGCGCGCGUCCUAGAUCUCUCACUCUUCAGCCCAAAUGAGACGCUAGAGGAUAUCACAACGCCUGAUCUUGUGUACCUCUUCGUGCCGUAUGUGAUCGCGGAGGUGCUGGGGAGAGUCAAGGCUCUGGAGCGUGAUGACAGAAUGCGCUUGCUGCAGCAGGCUGAAUCAAAGCUGAAGACGUUCAUCUUCACCUUGGAACACUAUAACAUCGUUCCCGAAGACGAGCGCAAGCUGCACGAGCGGGGGACUGCUUCAAUCCCCGACCCCGCGCGGCGAAGGGAGACAAAGAUCAAGCAAUUCCAGAAAGAGAAAGAACUGAAGGGCCGAGUAGAGGCUCUGCGCAAGCGCAGAAAUCAGCGUGCAGCCGAGGAAAACGACACCCCCAACGAUUUUGAUCUCAUUGGAUCAUUACUUCCCGCCGCUACAACGACCUCUGAUCAGGAGGAGGACGCGGAAACCGACGAGAUCCUGCGGGAGACGACGCUCAUAUUGCUAAGGCUUUGCUAUGCCAAAGCGCAAGCUGAGCUGGGGAGCAUCAACCAGGAGCUCGAUCUGCUGAAGAGCGCGCCACAAGAGCCAUCGCGCACGCCUGCAGACGCGUUAGAUCCUAGAUCCAGGCAGCGCCAGGAGCAGGACGCGAUGUGGCGUAUUGACGUGCCGCAGGGGUCGGAUGCGAAUGGUCCUCUCCUAGACCCGGAUGGCAAGCCUCUUCGUCCCUUUACGAUCCUUCCAGCCGGAGCCGCAGAUCGAGCGCGCUUGCAAAACCAAGUCUUCGGACCUGGUCACAAUCUACCUACUAUGACCGUCGACGAGUACCUGCAGAUCGAGAAAGAGCGGGGCAAGUUCAUCUCGGGCGGAGGAAAGGCAUCGGAGAGCGCGCUCACCGAAUCCGAGCAACUCGCCCUGGACGCAGAGAUGGAUGGCACCGCGGAGAGCGAGCGCAGGGCCGAAGAGAAACGUCUCAAGGACGAAAAUUGGGCGCAGUAUACGGAUACGCAUGCCCGCGGGGCCGGCAACACCAUGAAUCGGGGAUAG
Molecule: messenger RNA, 1167 nt
Organism: Schizophyllum commune H4-8
Lineage: Eukaryota; Fungi; Basidiomycota; Agaricomycetes; Agaricales; Schizophyllaceae
Product: TAP42-like protein
Exons: 6
Coding region: 1-1167 (388 amino acids)
Biological process (GO): regulation of dephosphorylation; regulation of signal transduction
Cellular component (GO): cytosol
Molecular function (GO): protein phosphatase 2A binding
Source: RefSeq, a predicted model, not a curated record